Durio zibethinus is the source of this 2458-nucleotide messenger RNA. The record is from RefSeq and is a predicted model, not a curated record. Lineage: Eukaryota; Viridiplantae; Streptophyta; Magnoliopsida; Malvales; Malvaceae.
UUUAACUCUUGAAUUAUCAUACCAAUACCAUGCAGUAGUCCGAUGUGGUCAUUUAACGGAGGAUUUAUCCCUCUAAUAAGUAAAGUCUUAAGCAUAGCAAGAAAGAGAGCAAAGUCAAUAAUUUAGGCAUAUAGUCAGUGACCAAAGUCUAUGGAAUUCCGCAUUCCUUCACUGCAGAAAAUUCUUCUUUCACAAAAUCAAUUCAGUGGUCACCUCCGGCUUGGUGACCUCCAUGGUGAGGCCUCUUUACUAGAUACUCUUGAUCUUAGUAGCAAUAAGUUACAAGGGCCACUUCCGGGGUCUGUAUUUGAACUUCAAGGUCUCAAGAUACUGUCACUUGCUUCAAACAACUUCAGUGGCAUUAUACCGCUGAGUGCCAUUCAGAACCUGAGAAAUAUUUUCAGCCUUGAUCUCUCCCAUAACCAGUUGUCUAUUAAUGCCAAUGCUACUAAUCCUUCCUUGCCUUCCUUCCCCAACGUUACCAAAUUGAAUUUGGCUUCUUGCAAUUUGAUGAUAUUCCCUGAUUUCUUGAAAAAUCAGUAUAGAUUAGUCUAUCUAGACCUUUCAAACAACAAUAUCCAUGGAGAAAUACCCAAAUGGAUUUGGGAAGCCAGAGGUCUUCAUCACCUAAAUCUUGCUCAGAACUUUCUUGUAGAAUUCGAAGGACCUUUGCAGAAUAUAACUUCUACUCUUACUGUUCUUGACCUUCAUGGCAACCAGUUGCAAGGGAAAAUUCCAUUUUUUCCGCAAGAUGCCACCUAUCUGGAUUACUCAAACAACAAUUUCAGCUCUGAUUUACCAGCUGAGAUUGGAGACUACCUAAAUUUCGCUUAUUUCUUCUCUCUCUCGAGUAAUAAUUUUCAAGGGAGUAUCCCCAGUUCAAUAUGCAACAGUACAUAUCUUCAAGUACUUGAUCUGUCUAAUAAUUCCCUGAGUGGUGGAAUUCCUGAAUGCCUGACACAUUUCAGUAUGUCUCUUGGGGUGCUGAAUCUAAGGAGAAACAAUCUCAGUGGUGUCAUUUCUGAUACAUUUCCGCAAGACUGUGGGUUACAAACUCUAGAUCUAAAUCGAAACUUACUGCAAGGAAAGGUUCCAAAAUCCUUGGCCAAUUGCAAAAUGCUGGAGGUUUUAGACCUUGGAGACAAUCAGAUCAAUGAUACGUUCCCAUGUCAUUUGAAGAAUAUAUCCAGGUUGCGUGUCGUUGUUUUACGAGCCAAUAAAUUUAAUGGGAACAUUCAUUGUCCUGAGAAGAGCCCCUGGCCUAUGCUUCAGAUUAUUGACUUAGCUUCCAACAGUUUUAGUGGUAGAUUGCAUCAAGAAUUCUUGUUGACCUGGAAGGCCAUGCAGGCUGUCGAAGAUGAAGCGCAAUCACAGCUCAAACAUAUCUACUUUGAAGUCCUGCAACUCAAUCCAUAUUACUAUCAGGAUGCAAUAACAGUUACCAUCAAAGGCUUAGAGUUGGAGCUGCUGAAGAUCCUAACAGUGUUCACCUCCAUUGACAUUUCAUGCAACAAAUUUCAGGGGCCAAUUCCAGAAGUGAUCGGAACAUUCAAAGCACUUUAUGUCCUUAACCUUUCUCAUAAUGCUUUCACAGGGUCAAUCCCAUCAUUUUUAGGAAACCUGAGACAACUUGAGUCCUUGGACCUCUCAAGUAACAACUUUCAUGGUGAGAUCCCUCUCCAGCUGGUAAACCUUAAUUUCCUUGCAUUUCUAAACGUCUCAAACAAUAAGCUAGUGGGAAUGAUCCCAACGAGUACCCAGCUUCAAUCAUUUUCAGAAGCUUCUUUUGAAAACAAUGCUGGAUUAUGUGGACCUCCUUUAAACACAGAAUGCCAAUUGCCACCAGCUACUAAAGACAACUCUUCCGAAUGUGGGACUGGGAGCCACAUCAACUGGAAUGUUAUAGCUGCUGAGACAGGUUUUUUCUUUGGGUUUGGAAUUGUCAUUACACCAUUAAUCUUUUGGAAGAGAUGGAGGAUAUGGUAUUUUAAGCGCAUUGAUCGUGCUCUUAUUAGGCUUCUACCUUGGCUGGUUCUUGAAGUCAGAAAGCAUGGGAGGAGAGCUAACUGGAACCAGAGGAGGAGGCUCUAGCAACAAUUGCAGGAAUUGAGUGAAAAGAAUUUUAGAUAUCUCCUUUAUUGUAUUUUCUAGUUUCUGGCUUCUGUUUCACCUAUAUGCUUUUUUUUGCUGCUUCUCUUUCCACCCUUUGCUUUCCUUGUAAAAGUUUUAUCCUGGUUCUUUUGGAACAAAUUGAAUUAUGCCAAAAGAAAUGGGUUGCGUUCGAGCUAAGUUGUAUUCGAGGCUAGCAUUCUGUUGGUUUUAGGCAAAUAAAAGAUGCCUCCACUAGCUGAUCAUCCUUACACGAUUGCAUUAAUGACAGAACGCUCAUCAGUUGGACAACUUAUCCAAUAUGACACUUUUGACAGGAUCUAAAAAUUAAUCUAAUACAUGCCAGAUA